UAUAUUUAAUUGGGUAGUGAUGACCGCCAAAACCUCCAGUCUGCAGAAGGGAGUAGAUUGCAAGUUUGGUGCAGACUGCAUCUUCAGAGUGGCAGCAUCUGAAAAUGAAAGCGCUGGCGCGUAAUAUUCAAGUAUUUCUUAAUAGUAAAAAAUAGGUAAUUUUUCCAAAUACGAACAUGAAUACGUCUUCACUGAACCACUCUUCGACGACGUGGAAACCCGAGUCUGUUAUCAUUUCUCUGGCUUUUUCGCUUAUUUUUUUGGUCGGCACCGUUGGAAACUGCCUGGUCCUUGCAGUUCUGCUACGUAACGGACACAUGAAGACAACUAACUUAUUUAUCCUGAACCUCGGAGUGGCAGACUUGUGUUUCAUUGUUUUCUGCGUUCCUUUUCAAGCCACAAUCUACACCUUAGACGAGUGGGUCUUUGGUUCUUUCGUGUGCAAGUUGGUACACUUCAUAAUUUUCCUGACCAUGUACGCAAGCAUCUUUACGCUGGUGGCGGUGUCACUUGACAGGUACCUAGCCAUCCGCUACCCUCUCCGCUCCAGAGAGAUGAGGACGCCUAGGAACGCCCUCACAUCCAUCUGCCUGGUGUGGGGCAUGUCCCUGGUCUUCUCUUCCCCUUACCUCAGUUACUACCAGCUGAUUGACCUGGAUGGCAGCCUGCUCUGCAUCCCCGCAUGGGAGGCCCGGCAACGCAGGGCAAUGGACGUCUGCACCUUCGUGUUUGGCUACCUCCUCCCCGUCCUGGUGCUCAGCCUGACCUACGCCCGGACCAUCCAUUACCUGUGGACCACCGUGGACCCCAUGAAGGACAUGUCGGAGAUCAGGCGGGCCAAGCGCAAGGUCACCAAGAUGAUCAUCAUCGUGGCAGUGCUCUUCUGUCUCUGCUGGCUGCCCCAUCACCUGGUCCUCCUCUGCAUGUGGUCCGGACGCUUCCCCCUCAACCACGUCACCUACGUCCUCCGCAUCCUCUCCCACCUGGUGGCCUACGCCAACUCCUGCCUCAACCCCAUCGUCUACGCCCUCGUGUCCAAACACUUCCGCAAAGGCUUCCGGAAGGUGUUUGGGUGCGCCUUCAGGAAGAGCGUGGUCAACAAGGUGCAUGUGGUUCAGGCGGUUCAUACGGUCAGCAGUGUGGAGGGCGGGUCCAGUGAAACAUCCAAUCAGAGCCAGCCUCAGAGCGGGACUGCGGAAGACAAGCGUGGGCUGAAGACGGGCCUGCAGAUGGACCGCGGCAGCAGGCAGGAUCCUCAGAGCAGUGGCAGUGAGAACAUGACUGGCAGUGAGAACAUGACUGGCAGUUUGAUCCCCAGUGGGCAGAGAGAGACCGUGGUGGUACCACACGAAAACCAGUUAGUAGCAGAAAAUACCACUUCCAAAAAAGGCAAUGUGUAAAUUUCAUACGAGGGGCCAAGGGUUGGUUUUGUGUCAUUUCCUGGCUUCUAAAUAAUGACUUGAUAGGAAGAGGCUGAACGUGUUAGCGUGUCGCAAGAUCAUCCACUUGUCACAGUCGUCGUUCUCGUGUGAGGUCAGUGAGCUUGAUCCAUGCAGCCUUGUCAAGGUGAAUGAAACAUGGAGCUCAAUCUCUAAUAUUUAAACGUUGGUUUACCUUGUGGUUCACCUAACACAUGCUGCACACUGAUUCAACUAUUCUGUUCACAAUAAAUUCACGGACGGCUUGUUUUCUUCUAAUAACUGGAACUUACACUUUCAAACUGUGUAGAGAAAAUAGACAGAUUCUGUCGUUCAAUAAACAUUCCUACGAAGUUGCUUAUGAAGUAAAACUGUGAGCAAAAUGUCAGAAGGAUGGAACAUCAUCAUGGUUCAUUUCUCUCGAUUGGAAGUAUCUUGAAACAAUUAUGGCAAUUUUGUGGGAGGAGAACUGUCUUGUAAAGUUCUACUGGAGGCCUGUGUCAACAGCGAAGAAACAGCUGUAGCCAUUACUGGUCUAUAAAAUAAGUUUAAACACAAGCCGUUAUGUAACUUGCAUCUACCAAGUCAUGUACAGGUCAAAAAUAAAUACAAAAUUACAAACAAAAAGAAGUAAACUCUCAUGGAUGUUGCUAGUCUAAUCUAGCCACUGCUUCGUGUUGUUGGCAAUGAUGUGCAGCAUGAUUUUGUACAGUCAGUGGAAAAAAGCGAGUGUUGCUGGCUCAUUUAAUGUGACGUGUGGACUGUGCUGCUUUCGAUAGUGUUAAUCUGACAGCCUUCGAGACUUGGGUGACUCAAACGGACGCAGAAUGAAAGUAGUACCCUACCCUUUCAUUCUGCCACCUGAAGAAGAAAAAACAUGUUAGGAUUGUGAAACUAGUUAUUUAAUAUGAGGUGUCCAUCUGUUUGCAUUGAAGUGUAAAACCUGCUGUAUCCUUGUAGUCUGGCAUAUGUGUGU
This is a messenger RNA of Osmerus eperlanus (European smelt), 2394 nucleotides long. RefSeq names its product galanin receptor 2a. NCBI's taxonomy places the organism in Eukaryota, Metazoa, Chordata, Actinopteri, Osmeriformes, Osmeridae. Bases 177 to 1400 code for a protein of 407 amino acids. Gene Ontology annotation, cellular component: plasma membrane. The record is from RefSeq and is a predicted model, not a curated record. The transcript is spliced from 2 exons. Gene Ontology annotation, biological process: G protein-coupled receptor signaling pathway. Gene Ontology annotation, molecular function: G protein-coupled receptor activity.